CGGCAAUUUGUCUUCAUUUCAAUGUUGCUAGACCGUUGAAUUACCUAAACCAUAGAAGCACUUAGUUACCUACAUGUAGGCAAACUGUUUGUACGUUGUCCAGCUCAGCUGUACAUAGUAGUGCAAGCAAUCGUGAGCAAACUAUUUAACCUAGGUAUAUAUAUAUAUAUCUACGCGAUUGGAAAGCUUUUACUUGGAAAUAUCCCAGGUUAGCUAGCUAGCACAUUGAGAAAAAAUCGAAAAAUCCCCGCGAUGGCGACACGACGACUUGCGAUAAACGGCGCUACUACCGCUCUGCGCGGGGGAAGCUCCCGACUGACGGGUUCGGGCUCGGCUACUAUUCCUACAGCCGCGCGUAUACUGCGAGCUUCGUUCGGCACGACUUCUCUAGGACCGCAGCAGGCUGCGAAAGGGGCGGCGAGAGGGUUUGCGCGACCACAGUUGUUUCGGCGCAUCGCCCCUACAAGCGUUCGGUGGUCCUCGGAUUCGGCAACCGGGAGCGGGAGUAAGAUAUGGAAUUUUGAAGAGAUCAACGCCGCCUUAUCCACCCCAACAUCCACCCCCAAAGUCACCAUAAUCGACACCCGCGAGCCCUCGGAGCUAUCCACGACCGGCCGCAUCCCCGGCGCCCUGAACGUCCCGAUCGCCAGCGCGCCGGACAGUUUCCACAUCCCGGCCGACGAGUUCGCCGACCGAUUCGGGUUCGAGCGGCCGCCGCCCGAUAGCGACGGGGAGGUGGUGGUGUUUUACUGCAAGGCCGGCGUGCGCAGUCGAGCCGCCGCGCAGAUCGCGCGCGAGGCGGGCUGGAAGAAUGUGGGCGAGUACCCUGGGAGCUGGCUGGAUUGGGUGCAGAAGGGGGGGAAGAUUGAGCGGUAGGUGGAGUCAGGUGAGGUGAGGUAAGGUCGACAUAAGGACCUAUGAGGAUUGUAGACAUGAGGGAUUUGAAUAGAUAUGAUGACAACUGAAAGGCUAGUUAUCUGAUACUCUACCUUUCCAAUCUCGGCAUGUACAAAUAAAGCAAGCAAGAGAGAACUCAAGACCUAUCUAGAGCUCUGAAUCUAGACGAGAGAUAGAAGGAAAAUAACAAGUCAA
Daldinia loculata is the source of this 1092-nucleotide messenger RNA. RefSeq names its product Rhodanese-like protein. Gene Ontology annotation, cellular component: mitochondrion. Gene Ontology annotation, molecular function: thiosulfate-cyanide sulfurtransferase activity. Lineage: Eukaryota; Fungi; Ascomycota; Sordariomycetes; Xylariales; Hypoxylaceae. The transcript is spliced from 2 exons. The record is from RefSeq and is a predicted model, not a curated record. Bases 253 to 876 code for a protein of 207 amino acids.